Argiope bruennichi is the source of this 1749-nucleotide messenger RNA. RefSeq lists its product as uncharacterized. The record is from RefSeq and is a predicted model, not a curated record. The transcript has a single exon. Lineage: Eukaryota; Metazoa; Arthropoda; Arachnida; Araneae; Araneidae. Bases 1 to 1749 code for a protein of 582 amino acids.
AUGAGUUCCGGAGAUAAGAUUCCGCUAUUAAAUCAAUCUUCUUCGGAAUCAAGCGAGUCCCAUUCCGAAAGUGGAGUGGAAAAAGCUGAAGAAAAUCUUGAACAUCUGCAGUUACAGGAGCGCUUAGUAAAGGGAAAUUGGUAUGUUGAAUCGAGUUCCUCAGACUCCUCGAUUCAAGAAAGGAAUACAGAAAGUACAGAUGUUCCAAUGACUGUCCCAAUUGAAGAAUCCCGUCCACCGUUUGCUGACGUCAAAUCGGAUCCAGCGCCAAAAAGAGUCCGUGCUUUAGAUCUCCAAAGAGAAGCUGCUGAAGCGCAACGAGCCGGUGAAAAUACAGAAACUACAGACAGCACUCCGCCUUUUAUCCAGUCUCCGCCAACGUCGGAAUCCUCGGAGAAGUUGGUGCCUCCACCAAUACCGCCAAGGAAACAUUAUGCAAUCCAGAAACUUCUUCAUAGUCAAGCCAGUUCCAAUAAUUCUGCUGCAAGUGACAGGCAGACUACAUUAUAUGGUGUUCCCAGUAUUGUCUCUGAAGUAGCGAGCUAUUCCGGAGAAGAAAUUCCAUAUGAUGAAUCGGCGAACUACCAGGAAGACCAGACAUCUAACGAUGCACCUGAAUUGGGAAGGCAAUUGUCUGAAGCUUCAGAUUCGAACAUAAGCGAUAUUCCAGAUGAGUACCAAGCACCGCCUCCUCCAACUCCGAUCUCUUCUAGAGAAUACGGUGAGCCUACUGUAGCACAGUUGCAAAGGGAAGAGGACAUAAAAGUCGGUACAUCACUUGGAAUUGUAUCAUCUAAACAAGACGAACUCGAAGAUGUACACCCCAAAAGUGAACUUUCUGAAGGGCGCUUAUUUAGCAAAGAAAAAGAUGUCGAUAAAUUGACAAAAUGUGAACAAAGGCCCAAGGGAAAUGAGCAAGAAUUGAGCGAACUUGAAGAUAUGCCAAAUGUAUCAAUCGGACUACAAACAGACGAGGAAAGAAUUCAAUUUUCCGAAUUUGGAGCGGGUUCUCCGUCUGAUCGAAGAGGUCCCUCAAAAUACGAGGCUGGACAAAGCAGUGGGGGAAAACGAGACAUUAGCAGGUUGAACCCAGAAACAAAGUUGGAUGUAGAGGAAAAAGUGGGAAGCAAAACAAAUGAUCCCGUGCAAUCCGGCGACGAACUUCAUCAUAGAGAAUUAUCAGAAAUGAAAGGUUCGAAUGUGUCUCCCAAACUGAAGACGGACAAGAAACAUUGGCAGAAAGCCGGUGGUCUUCUUGGUAUGCAACUGACUGCCGUGACAUCGAAGGACUCUGCUGUAGCAGAAGAAGCUGAUCCGAUUUCACCCUGUGAGGCUCAAAUUCCCGAACCAAUGGAAACGGGAGGAAAUGACGACUCUCCUGAAAAGAUGUCAACAACAGCCGACGAAAGUGUUGCUGCUGACACUGGGUUACCGGAAUCAAAUCCUACAUUAAAAUCGCGCGAUCGGGUCAAUAUAUCCGAAACUGAAGGAGUAUCAAAGGAAGAACAGACUUCCAAAAAAGGGGUGUUCCAACGAAAGGCUAAGAAGUACAAGCUUCCAGAUGCAAAGACUAGUUCUCCUCCUUCAGAUGAAACUCGGGGCUCUUCCCCAAAGAAAGCGAGGCCUGAUCUAGAGUUAAAAAGAACACACAGAACUAGGCAUGAUAGCAGCAAUAAACCAGGGUAUGUUAAUCUCGGUUACGUGCAUGAAAAGUCUAGCACUUCUGAUGAAGAGGAAACUGAUCAGUAA